AUGCCCUUCCAUAAAAAAACCAUACUGGAGAGCAAAGAUGGAUUCGUCAAGUACCUUGGGAUCACCGUAGAUAGACAUAUGAGAUGGGAGUAUCACUGCGAACAACUAGCAAAGAAACUGCGAGGCUUAUUACAUAGAUUCAAACGUCUCAAAAAGCAACUCAAUCUGAAAUAUCUAAGGAUGGUUUAUUUUGGCUUGGUGCAGUCGCUGUUGACAUAUGGUAUUUCGGGCUGGGGGGCAGCAUAUGAUGUGCAUAUAGAAAGAUUAAAUAUCGUUCAGAAAUGUAUACUGAAGAUAAUUUGCGGUCAUAGAAUGCUGUUUCCUAGUGACGGGAUAUACAGAGUCGCACAUGUGCUGGAUUUGAGGCAACUGUAUUUCAUGAAGAUUGCAGCACUCAUAAAAAGAAGAAAAAUUGAACUUCGGCCAAUCGAUCAUAACUACUCCACUAGACACAAACUCGACCACUAUAAAGAGAGUAAAACGACGAAAACGAUAGGUCAGAGAUCGUGCACAUAUUUAGCUCCCAAAAUAUAUGGAACAAUCCCAAUUACGUUGAGAGCUUUGAGAAACCCUUGGCUGUCUUUGAAUAGUAUUUCUGUUGUGAGACUGACAGAAAUACUAGCUGAACAGUUUGAACAACAUUCAUCUGACUCCAAUUAUAACUCUGAGUUUUUUCUAUACAAAACACAAACUGAGUCUACAGAACCCUUAGUAAUAAACGAAAUCGAUAAUAAUCCCAUCAAUCUGCCAAUUGCUAUGGAUGAACUCAAGUACUCAAUAGAAGCCGGCAAAAACAGCGCACCUGGUCCAGACCAAAUUCCAACAGUAUUUCUGAAACAUCUUCCACAAUCAGCUCUACAAACUUUACUGAAUCUCUUCAAUAACAUAUGGUUGGGACAUUGUUUUGUUGAUAAAUGGAGAGAGGCUACAGUCAUACCCAUCCAGAAGUCUAGUAUUAAUAGCACCGAUCCAAAGAACUAUCGCCCAAUUUCACUAACCAACACAAUGUGCAAAGUAAUGGAAAGAAUCAAAAAUAAAAGACUCUGCAACUUCUUAGAAGUGAACGAACUUCUUACAAAACAGCAAAGCGGGUUCCGUAAACACCGAUCAACUCUAGACAAUCUUGUUCAAUUACAAACUGAAAUAUUAGACGCAUUUGCAAAUAAGCAGGAGCUUAUUGCUGUAUUUUUCGAUAUAGUCAAAGCAUUCGAUAUCACAUGGCGUCAUCGAAUCCUGAAGACAUUAAAACAAUGGAAUAUAGACGGCAACAUGUUACAUUUCAUAAAAGAAUUCAUAAGCAACCGGAUUUUUCGAGUAAAAAUUGAAAACACUUGGUCCAAUGUACAUAACCUGCAGAAUGGCUUACCACAAGGCUCAAUUCUAAGUCCAACCCUUUUUCAAGUAGCAAUUAAUGAUGCAACUCACCAAAUUAGAGCGCCUAUAACUACUACAAUAUAUGCAGACGAUUUCCUAAUUAUGUGCCGUGGUCGAAAUCCGCAUACCAGCAGCAGGCUUCUACAAACAUCUAUAAAAGAAUUAGAGGAAUGGUCUAAGACUUCUGGUUUCACUUUCUCGCCUACCAAGACUAAAGUAAUGAAAUUUACGAAGAAACAUCAGAAACCGUGCCAUCUAAAAUUAUUCAAUACCUCACUACAAAACGUAAAUCACCAUAAAUUUCUUGGAAUGAUCUUUGACACAAAAUUAACAUGGAGAGAACACAUAAAACAGCUAAAAACUGACUGUAUUAAGCGGCUAAAUAUAAUGAAAGUCCUAGCCAAUAACCAUUGGGGGGCAGACGAGAAAACACUGCUAAUCAUCUAUAGAACACUUAUCAGGUCUAAACUGGAUUAUGGAUGUAUUUUAUACGCCACGGCUUGCAACUCCUUACUGAAUAGUCUCAACACUAUACAAAAUACAGCACUACGAUUAGCUUCAGGUGCCUAUAUAACUAGCCCCUCCAAUAGCCUAUGCAGAGAAAUGUGUGAAAUGCCACUUUACCUUCGAAGACAGAUGCUCCAACUAACAUACGCUUCCAGGAUCUCGGCAGAUGAACAUAAUCCUAUCCAAAACCAAAUUUACAACGAGAAGUACGAACAACUCUACAUAGAUCAAAAUAACCUCAAAUCUCCAAUUUGUCAUCAGGUGAAUCAUGUACUGACCGAUUCAAGGUUACCACAUACUCUAAAGCAUAAGUUACCAUCACAGCCACCAUGGAUGCAUAAAAAACCUGAUACCAACACAACACUUACAUUCUAUAAAAAAAACGAUACACAUCCUCUCAUCAUCCAAGAAAAAUUUAAAGAGCUAAUAGCCGAACAUGAAAACAAGGAAAUAACAUACACUGACGCCUCCAAGUCACCUGAGGGAGUAGGAUGUGCCUUUGUUUCACAGAUAGAAACAAGAAAGUUCAAACUUCCAAUAGAAUGUUCCAUAUUCACAGCAGAACUCCUAGCGAUCUUGAAAGCACUAGAAUACAUUGAUAAACAAAACAAUACUCAUUCCGUCAUAUGCACGGAUUCGCUAAGUGCCUUACAAGCAAUUCAAGAUCUCUACUCGAAGAAUUCUAUCGUCAUUCAAAUAACAGAUGUCAUCGCUUCCUUGAAUGAUAAACACAAUAGCUGCUACCAGGGCCCCCGCAACCGCGCUACCAAGUACAAAUAUUAUAUAAAGAACAAAUGGAAAAAUAUUUGGCAACAACAAAGAACUAAAUUGGCCCUCAUUGAUCCGACGAUAUCCUGCCUAAAUCCCAUAGUACAACAUAGAAGAGACUUGGUUACUCUGAGACGACUCCGCAUCGGACACAGCCAGGUAUCCCACCAACACUUAUUGGCAAAGGAGAACGCCCCAAUAUGUACUACAUGCAACACCGAAAUUACCAUUCAGCACAUUAUCACGGAAUGCCAAAUGUACAAAAACCAGAGAACACAAUUUAAUGUGAAAGAUAUAAUAGAAGAAGCUCUCAAGAUUGACACUCCAGACAGCCUUAAUACCCUAGAUUUAUUAAAUCUAUUAAUGUAA
Harmonia axyridis is the source of this 3018-nucleotide messenger RNA. RefSeq lists its product as uncharacterized. NCBI's taxonomy places the organism in Eukaryota, Metazoa, Arthropoda, Insecta, Coleoptera, Coccinellidae. The transcript is spliced from 4 exons. The record is from RefSeq and is a predicted model, not a curated record. The coding region runs from base 1 to 3018 and encodes 1005 amino acids. Gene Ontology annotation, molecular function: nucleic acid binding.